AUGCUCGCCGUGCGAGAGGCGGUCCAAGGAAGCCAUCAUUGGGAUAUUUCUACAACGGGAUUGAUGCAUCCAUGUUAUACUUGUAAUUUUUUACCUUACCCUUAGAUUUGGUCCUCGGGGAUUAAUGACUGCAGCUGUCCAACAUUCUCGAAAUAAUCUAUGCCCCAGCAAUGCUUGCUGCGAAAGCAUCUGUCAUUCUGCAACUGAUGCAAAUUUUCACCGCAAACGCCGAAAGCUUCGUCUAUUGGUCUUUUCUAAGCCUUCUUGGCCUCAAUGGUGCUUUUUACUUCAGCAUAUUCGUAGCAUUCAUUUUGGCUUGCCUUCCCAGAACAAACCUCACGGAUCCAUCACUCCCGGGCACUUGUAUUUCUAAUAACGGAUACGUUUUGGCUACAUCAGUUUUCAAAAUAGUCUUGGAUCUAUCGAUUUUGAUACUUCAUCUGGUAGUCGUCUGGAGUCUGAGAAAACGCUUGAAAAGGAAAUUGACUGUUGGCGCUGUUUUUGGAACAGGAAUAUUGUUCGACGCUGUAUUCUUGCUCAUUGAACAGUUCCACUAACGUUACUUAAUGGAUGCAACUCUAGCAUAAUUCGCCUUGCAUAUACGGUACGGCUUACUUUGGCCGAAGAUGUAGCCCAUGCAAUCUUUCCAGUGGACCCAUGGGCGUAAGCAUUCUCAACACUCGAGUACUUGUAUCGAAUUUCGCUGACUCGUUGUGAACACGAAUAGUCUUCUCGAACUUACCAGUGUUAUCAUGGUAGGAUGAUUCCCGAUUUUCCCGAGAUUUUUCAAAUUUGUCAGAGGCAAAGAAGAAACCAAAGGUUAUGUGCAUACAGAUCAGGUCCAUGUCGGACGUAAAAUGUUCAAUCAGAGCAAUCACGUCCGUGUCAGCACGUUAGCAUCGACUUCGAAUGGAAGAGGUGUGGGGAGAGAAUAGUGAGAUCUCAGGAUGAUAUCGAGUUGUAUGAUGGAAAGUCACACGAAGGAAGUAGGGCUUUCUCUCAUGGGAAUGGUGUGCCAC
Sclerotinia trifoliorum is the source of this 1019-nucleotide messenger RNA. The record is from the annotation of a GenBank genome assembly. Lineage: Eukaryota; Fungi; Ascomycota; Leotiomycetes; Helotiales; Sclerotiniaceae.